Photinus pyralis (common eastern firefly) is the source of this 1945-nucleotide messenger RNA. Its product is annotated as glycerol kinase-like. Gene Ontology annotation, cellular component: mitochondrion. The record is from RefSeq and is a predicted model, not a curated record. The coding region runs from base 94 to 1794 and encodes 566 amino acids. NCBI's taxonomy places the organism in Eukaryota, Metazoa, Arthropoda, Insecta, Coleoptera, Lampyridae. The transcript is spliced from 12 exons. Gene Ontology annotation, biological process: triglyceride metabolic process; glycerol-3-phosphate biosynthetic process; glycerol metabolic process. Gene Ontology annotation, molecular function: glycerol kinase activity.
CACUACUUGUAGGUGACAGGUAGACAAAUGGCAACAAUGUUUUGAUUUUCCAAACUGAAAUUGUGAAAAUUCCAACGAAAAUCGCACAAAAUCAUGCUAAAAGCCAAGGGUCGUUUCGGCCCCUUAGUCGGGUCCAUCGACGAAGGCACUUCCAGUACACGAUUUCUCGUAUUCGCCGCGAACACCGCCGAAGUCCUAACUUAUCACCAAAUCCCCGUACCGCACAUCACGCCGCAGGAGGGAUGGGUCGAGCAGAAUCCCGAACUGAUAUUACAUUCCGUAAUCGAGACGAUUAACGUCACCUGUGAUAAUCUGAGGAAGCUCGACAUCGAUCCCCUUGAUAUUGUGGCGGUCGGCAUAACAAACCAGAGGGAGACUACGGUCGUGUGGGACUCGCGAACCGGAAAACCUCUGUACAACGCUUUGGUCUGGUUGGAUAUGAGGACGAGCGUGACUGUCGAUAAAAUACUAUCAAAUGGCAAGCGUAACAAAAAUUUCUUGAAAUCGUUGUGUGGGCUUCCUGUAAGCACCUACUUUAGUGCGGUGAAGUUGAGGUGGCUAAUUGACAACGUUCCAAAGGUCAGGGAUGCUAUCAGUGAUGGUAGAUGCCUUUUCGGAACGAUCGACACUUGGCUCAUUUGGAAUCUGACGGGCGGCGUUAACGGCGGCUUACACAUAACCGACGUAACGAACGCCUCACGUACCAUGCUGAUGAAUAUAAACACGUUGAAGUGGGACCCUCACCUGUGCAAGGUAUUCGACGUACCGCUCGCCGUCUUGCCGGAAAUUAGGAGUUCGUCGGAAAUUUACGGGUAUUUGAGCGAGUCUGCGCUGUGCGGCGUACCAAUUUCGGGCUGUUUAGGUGAUCAGCAGGCCGCGCUCGUGGGACAGAUGUGCUUUCAGCAGGGUCAGGCGAAAAGCACGUACGGAACUGGAUGUUUUCUCCUCUACAAUACCAGCACCGCGAUCGUCCAGUCGAACCAUGGUUUAUUGACAACGGUUGCCUAUCAGUUAGGGCGAAAUAGUCCUGUUUUCUAUGCGUUGGAAGGAUCUGUGGCAGUAGCCGGUGUCGCCAUGCAGUGGCUUUGCGACAAUUUAGAAAUUCUCGAAUGCGCCGGCGAUUCGGCGGACAUUGCGGAAAAGGUCGACGGCGUCGGAGAGGUGUCGUUCGUGCCCGCGUUCUCGGGCCUGUACGCGCCGUACUGGAGAAAGGACGCCCGCAGUGUAAUCGUCGGUUUAACGGACGAGACUAAGCCUGGACACAUUGUAAAGGCGGCGCUCGAAGCGGUCGCGUUCCAGACGAGGGACAUUCUGGAAGCGAUGGGAUUGGACUGCGGCUAUCCGCUCUCGAAGCUCCUAGUCGACGGCGGUAUGACCGCCAAUAACUACCUGAUGCAGAUUCAGGCCGACUACUGCGGCAUUCCCGUUGUGAGGCCGUUGAUGACCGAAACGACCGCUUUGGGAUCUGCAAUAGCCGCCGGAUACGCUGAAGGCGUAGGCGUUUGGAAUCUGAAGAACAUUCAGACUGUUCCCAGCGAUGUUUUCCUCCCGUCGAUUACCGAAAAUCAACGGGAUGUGAAGUAUGCCAGAUGGAAAAUGGCGAUCGCGCGAAGUUUGGAUUGGGCCGAUGAUAAAGAGGGAGAAGUGGAAGAAGGGCUGCCAUCUAUUGCAAAGCUUGAUGACGAAGAGGACGAGAAAAAGGUACCUGUAUUACGAGGAGUUUCCGCGGGAUUAUUCGUACUGACGACCUUUUGUGUUCUAAUAGUGGCUCAAAUGGUUGCAGGUCGUGGCUAGUCCGUGUACUCAUAAUUCGUAGUUAUGUAAUGCCAACAAGGAAUUAUUCUGUGAUUUUUUUUGAGGUAGAGUGGUAUAUAAUCUAAUGGAUUUCGUACCUAUCGGUUUUUCUGUUAAUGUGUUCAAAUAAAAAUGCAAUAUAAGUACAAAA